CACACAUACAAUGGCUUCCAAGUUUGUAGUACUCGCCGCCCUGAUCGCCGUAGCCCACGCCAGCGGUGGUUACAGCAGCUUCUCCUAUGGCGUGUCCGACCCCCACACCGGCGACGUGAAGAGCCAGCAUGAGACCCGUGCCGGUAACAACGUGGUCGGACAGUACUCGCUGUUGGAGUCCGACGGUACCCGCCGCACAGUUGACUACGCCGCCGACGCACACAACGGUUUCAACGCCGUCGUACGCAAAGACCCAGCUUACGUCACCCACGCCGCUCCCGCCCACGUUGCCUACUCCGCUGGGAUUGCCGCCUCUCCCAUUGCCUACUCCGCAGGAAUUGCCGCCUCUCCCCUCGCCUAUGGAGCAGGAAUUUCAGCUUCUCCCGUCGCCUACGGAGCUGCUCUCAACUACGGAGCCGCCGCUCCCCUCGCUUACGGAGCUUCUCCUUUGGCCUAUAACUCAUACGCCGCCGCUCCCCUCGCCGUUGGUUACGGUGCCCAGGGUCUCGGCUACGCUGGUCGUCUUGGCUGGUAA
Pararge aegeria (speckled wood butterfly) is the source of this 535-nucleotide messenger RNA. RefSeq names its product larval/pupal rigid cuticle protein 66-like. Bases 11 to 535 code for a protein of 174 amino acids. Gene Ontology annotation, cellular component: extracellular matrix. The transcript is spliced from 2 exons. Lineage: Eukaryota; Metazoa; Arthropoda; Insecta; Lepidoptera; Nymphalidae. The record is from RefSeq and is a predicted model, not a curated record.